Molecule: messenger RNA, 5899 nt
Organism: Thlaspi arvense
Lineage: Eukaryota; Viridiplantae; Streptophyta; Magnoliopsida; Brassicales; Brassicaceae
Source: the annotation of a GenBank genome assembly
GCCUAAUAAAUUAUUUUGAGAGAAUCAGACUAAAUACCAAAUCUAUAAAAAAACAAGGUCCUUCCUUUGAUAUUUUUAAGUGAUCCGACGAGGAAAUAUAACCGAAGAGAUCAUCAUAGCAUCUAAAUCACAACGUCGCCGUCUUCUUCUUCUUGUUCUUCUUCUGGAACAGACAAAAUAAUCUCUCUCUCUCCUCUUCUUCACAAACAAUUAGGACAAAAGGGGUUUUCAUUCAAGUUGUUGGGUUUUUGUUUCUUCCUCAUCUCUGAGAAUCUCCGUCCAAUCUUCAAUCAUCUUUUUUUUCAGGUCUUGUAAAUUCGCAAAAAACAAACAAUGGUUGAGCGAGGGAAGAGAACUCAUAACCGUAGCAGAGACGAUAACAGCGAGAACAGCAGAGAUCAAAAGAGACGACUUUCUUACGAAACAGAAGAGAAGAUCAAAGACGACCUCGUCGUGUACAGAAUCCUCUGCCCUAGUGGAGUCAUCGGGAGUGUGAUAGGCAAAAGCGGGAAAGUCAUCAACGUGAUCAGGCAAGAGACGAGAGCGAGAAUCAAAGUCGUAGAUCCGUUCCCAGGCUGUAGCGAGAGAGUCAUAACGAUCUAUUGCUCGGUCAAGGAGAAGAAAGACGUUGUCGAUAUAGAGAACAGCGAACCUAGCUACACAGAGCAGCAGAUCACUCCUCUGUGCCACGCUCAAGAUGCUCUUCUUAAACUCCACAACGCCAUUGUUACUUCUUUAGCUACUGCUGCAGAGAACACUAAGAUAGACAGGGAUGAUCUUAGAGAAUGUAGACUGUUAGUUCCCUCUAGUCAAUGUUCUAACGUGAUUGGUAAAUCUGGCUCGACGGUUAAGAAGAUUAGGAGUAGAACCGGAGCUAACGUUAGGAUCGUCUCUAAAGAUGUCGCAGACCCUUCACACGCUUGCGCCAUGGAUUUCGACAACAUCGUCUCGAUAUCCGGCGAGACUGAGUCGGUGAAGAAGGCGAUUUUCGCAGUUUCUGCAAUCAUGUACAAGUUCAGUCCUAGAGAACAGAUCUCUCUUGAUUCAUCUCUUCAAGAAGUUCCUCCUGCUAGCAUCAUAAUCCCGUCUGAUCUCUCAAUCUAUCCCCAAACCGGUUUAUACCCGAACCAAGAACCUAUCUUCCAGCACGGAGCCAGUGUUCCUUCGUUUAUCGGUUAUGGAGAAACCGCCUCGAACCCAGUCCCGGUUUUCUCUUCUUCCUCUCUUCCUAUGGUUCACCAUGGCUUCGGGAACUCUUCAAGGUCGGAGGAGCUUGUUGUAAGAGUCCUCUGUUCCUCUUCCAACAUCGGCCGUGUGAUCGGGAAAGGAGGUUCGAUCAUUAAGGGGAUGAGGCAAGCGACCGGGUCUCACAUCGAGGUUAAUGACUCGAGAGGGAACCGUGAUGAAGACUGUGUCAUCACCGUGACUUCUAGAGAGUCUCCUGAUGAUUUGAAGUCUAUGGCUGUUGAAGCUCUUCUUUUGCUUCAGGACAAGAUCAACGAUGAAGACGAGGAGAAGGCUAAAAUGCAGCUUCUUGUGCCUUCUAAGGUAAUAGGAUGCAUUAUAGGGAAGAGCGGCUCGAUCAUAAGCGAGAUCAGGAAAAGGACUAACGCAGAUAUUCAUAUCUCGAAAGGGAGUACUAAGCCUAAGUGUGCUGAUCCAAACGAUGAGCUCGUUGAGAUAACGGGUGAAGCAAGCAAUGUGAAAGAUGGUCUUAUUCAGAUUGUUUUGAGGCUUAGAGAUGAUGUUUUGAGAGACAGAGAGACUGGUUCUUCCAGGAAUAAUAACCAACCUCCUGCAAGAACUGAGAAUAACAGUUUCUUCUCUUCGAGUAGUGGUGGUAGUAAUGCUGCUCUUGUGCUGCCUCCAUCUUUCAUGUCCUCUGUUCCGCAAGUUCCUCCGGUUGAUUUCGAUAGGAGACGAGAAACCGGGAGUAGCAUGAGUAUGCUUACUUCGAGCGGCGGACUUUAUGGUUAUGGAAGUUUUCCGCCGGGAAAUAACAGUUAUGGAUCAAACUCUUCGUACACAGCUAAUAAUAUAUAUGGAGGGUUGCCUCAGUCUACUAGUACCAUGGAGAUUCGAAUCCCUUCAAAUGCAGUGGGUAAAGUAAUGGGGAAAGGAGGAGGCAACUUGGAUAACAUAAGAAGGAUAUCAGGAGCUAUGAUAGAAAUUUCUGAUUCCAAAACUUUCCAUGGCGGUCGCGUUGCUCUCGUUUCCGGGACACCUGAACAGAAGCGUACCGCAGAGAACUUGUUCCAAGCUUUUAUCAUGUCCACUUGAAUACUUUGCUGUGUCUUUCUAGCUCUCAGUGGUUCUCAGGCUUUCCCUUCUCCUUUCGUCAAGCUCCAUGGUUGCAUCUGUCAUCAAACUUUCCAUUUCGGUAAACUUUAUGGUUUCUCAGUGCUAGGACAUCUUAUAGUCUUACAGGACACCAUUCUUUCUCCCUUUCCUUGCGACCUGUUCGUGCAAUAAAAUGCUUUUCUCUUUGCAAUAAAAACAAUCGUUCUUUUUUUAUCAAUCAAGCUUUUUUGCUUGAUUUCUCCACAUAUUGAAUCGGGUCUGCUUUGUGCGUACUCCAAACCAGCCCUAUCAGUUAUGUCUCAGCUUCUUUAUACGCUAAAGUAUACUCAUCACAUCAUAGUUCUUGGUAUUCUGGAGAUUUCUGCAGUGAACAGCCAUAGUUAUAAUAAGCCUAUAGUAGUAGCCUAGUGAUCUUCAAGAAUCAGUAGUCUUUAGAAUCUCUGCUCCUUGAUGACCGGAAUGGUUUCUGCUUCAUAGAAUCUAUUGAUGUUGCAAUCUCAUAAUUUGGAAUCCGUUGGUUUACUAGUAGAAACACUUUCUGACCCAUUCUCUGCUACAAGCUCCAUUGACUAAGUCCUCUUUUCCCAGAUGAUAUCCCGUGAACUCUGAUCGUGUAUCUGUCCAUACUCAGUCGUGAUCUGGUACGGCUUUUGGGUUAUCAGUAGAGGAUUUUUAGUAUUACAACCCGGCAACACUUCUGAAUGUGAUGUGUUUUCACAUUGGCUUUUGCGGUCUGUUUAGCAUUUAUCCGGUUUUGAUCAAUUUUUUUCUGACUAGCCUUACAUAUUCACACAUCGUUUCUCUACUUCUCUAGUUCUCAUUUCAUUUUCUGCAACAAUGGGGUUCAUGAAAUGUGAUGUAUAGUUUAGUUCUUAGCAGUUGUAGUCUUCUUUAUCUUUGGAACAGAUAGUUUCUUAAAAGCAGAUGAUCCAUUUGCCAGGUUGUGUAGUUUGGCAAAGCUUUUUAUUUUGUGGUCAUGCAGAGGAGUAGUACUAGUGGUUUACAUUACGCAAUUCUAAGUGUGUUUUUCAACAUUUUUCCAAACAUAUGUUAACGAUAUAUUUUAUUCUAAUAUACAGCCAAAAUAUUUCGAAACUUAGAUUAAGAUACAUUAUUGAUAUAUCAGCAUCGAAUUUGACUAAUCAGAAAGAGAAAGCCUUCGAAAAAAUCUCGAGUAAUGGAACAUUUCCCUGUUUUACUGAUGCAAAAUGUAACCGGAAAAAUGCAAUUGAACCAAACCUGAUUUAAUUUGGGUUUAGCUUCUGUAAUAUUGAUAAAACCGAAAAACCGGGAACCAAAACCGUAAAUCGAUUUUGAAGUCCCUAACAAUUGUUAAGUGAUAACCUUUAAACUUUGCAUUUCGAGGAGUGAUUGAUCAUUUUCCUCGGAAAACGAGAACAAGAGUAAGAAGAAGAGGGCCCCAACAAAACGUUUGCUUCCAACUCUGAAAGACUCUAAUGGCAGCGACGAGACGGUUGCUUCAGCGUGUGUCAACCAGAAUUUCUACCGCCGGAGCACGGCGGAGUUAUGGCGGUCAGCCGCAAUCGAGCUCCAAAUCUCCGUCUUCUUCUCAGCGAUUGAUGGGAUUGGAAUCCGAAUUCAGCGCCCACAAUUACCAUCCUGUUCCGGUUGUGUUCUCUCGCGCAAAUGGCUCAACGAUAUGGGACCCUGAAGGAAAAAGAUACAUCGAUUUUCUUGCAGCUUACUCCGCAGUUAAUCAGGGACAUUGCCAUCCUAAGAUCAUCAAGGCAUUGCAGGAACAAGUGGAGAAGCUCACUUUAAGCUCAAGAGCAUUCUAUAACGACAAGUUCCCUGUAUUCGCAGAGCGUCUCACGAACAUGUUCGGUUAUGAGAUGGUGCUUCCUAUGAACACUGGUGCUGAAGGUGUCGAGACCGCUCUGAAAAUAGCAAGAAAAUGGGGUCACGAGAAGAAAAACAUACCUAAAGAUGAGGCUAUAAUUGUCUCUUGCUGUGGCUGCUUUCAUGGUCGUACAUUAGCAGUUAUCUCCAUGAGUUGUGACAAUGAUGCUACUCGUGGAUUCGGACCAUUGUUGCCUGGGAAUCUUAAAGUUGAUUUUGGUGACGCUGAUUCACUUGAGAAGAUCUUUAAAGAAAAAGGAGAUAAGAUCGCUGGAUUUCUUUUCGAGCCUAUUCAAGGAGAAGCUGGAGUUGUGAUUCCUCCUGAUGGUUAUUUGAAAGCUGUUAGAGAGCUCUGCACGAAACACAACGUUUUGAUGAUAGCGGAUGAAGUACAAAGCGGUCUAGCGAGAUCCGGGAAGAUGUUAGCUUGUGACUGGGAAGACAUUCGUCCUGACAUGGUGAUUCUUGGGAAAGCAUUAGGGGGAGGAGUGAUUCCAGUGAGUGCAGUGCUUGCUGAUAAAGAUGUGAUGCUUCAUAUCAAACCUGGCCAACACGGAAGCACAUUUGGUGGGAACCCUCUAGCUAGUGCUGUAGCUAUGGCUUCUUUAGAUGUUAUUGAAGAAGAAAAACUUGUCGAAAGAUCAGCAAGUCUCGGAGAAGAGCUAAGGAUUCAGUUGAAUGAAAUCAAGAAACAGUUUCCUAGUUACAUAAAAGAAGUGCGAGGAAGAGGAUUGUUCAAUGCGGUUGAGUUUAACAGCGAAAGCUUAUCUCCGGUUUCUGCUUACGAUAUUUGCUUGAGCUUGAAGGAGAGAGGAGUAUUGGCUAAACCGACUCACAACACCAUUGUCCGGUUAACUCCACCACUCUCCAUAAGCUCUGAUGAACUCCGAGAAGGCUCUAAGGCUCUUCAUGAUGUUCUUGAGGUCGAUCUUCCAAAUCUGCGGAAAAUCAACGCCGUGACAUCAAGAUCGAAACUUUUAAUUGCAGAAAUGGCGGCGGCUUUAGCUUCCAGAAUCUCCCGUGGAGGACGUUCACUGCUUGGAGGUCUUAAGAAUGAUUUCUCUGGAUUGAUGAAUUCUUCCAAUGGAAUGAUGAAUGAAACUAUCCUCUCUCAGCAACAACAGCGAAGGACGUUUAUUCAAAUGGGGACGGUUCUAAAAGUGGUGGACAACUCUGGAGCGAAGAAAGUGAUGUGUAUUCAAGCUCUAAAGAGCAAGAAAGGAGCAAGGCUUGGGGAUACAAUAGUUGCUUCGGUGAAAGAAGCGAUGCCAAACGGUAAAGUGAAGAAAGGAACGGUUGUGUAUGGUGUGGUUGUUCGAGCUGCGAUGCAGAGAGGCCGUGUUGAUGGAAGCGAGGUUAGGUUUGAUGAUAAUGCGGUUGUUCUUGUUGAGAAUAAAGACAAGAAGAUCAAAACCGAUCGCCAACCAAUUGGUACUCGUGUGUUUGGUCCUGUUCCUCACGAGCUUCGCAAGAAGAAACAUCUCAAGAUUCUUGCUUUGGCUCAACACAUUGCUUGAAGACAACAACCUAAACCACUUAGUGUCUUUUUUUUUUUUUUUUGUUGAUUCUUCGUUGAGCUCGAAACUUUGUUGUGUACAAGGAAUUAGAGGUUUUCAAAAUGUUGUUUGAAUUUUUUUUCCGGUCAUGAAUUACAAAUUCUGAAUGAAAGGCAAAAAUAAUUCAGCUCGGUUUGAAUGUAGAUUUCACAUUUUUAUUGAAAACUAUAUUUCUUGUAUCA